AAAUAGGAGCCUGGGAACCUGGGGUCCUGAGGCAGGGCUUGGGCUCUCAGGCUUGCGGGGCGGUGUUGGGCGGGGGGUCGGAAAGUUUGUGCUUUGGGGACCUUCGCUCGGUCUGGGGCUUGCCCCGGCAGAGGAAGAGUCGAGCCCACGGAACCGGCCCGGAGAGCCUGCGGGGACGUGGUUUUCCCGUCGGGCGGAGCCCGAGGGCGGGCGCGGAGAUUUCCUAUGGACCCUUAACCGGUGGCCCUCUCAGAACCUGUAGGAGGGAUAAGUGGUGUUUUCAAAUCCAAGUUCUGGUACCACUGCUGUUAGUUUAAGGAUUUGCUGAUUGUCCCUGUCGAUUCCUAGAGUGUUUCCAAGGGACAGGGGAGUGGAUAGUGUCUUUGAUUCCUUCUUCACUUCCUGAGUUUAGCGUCAGAGACCCUAGAUGGCCAAACUUACUGCUGGAUCACCCUGAGCUUCCUUUGCAUUUAGUGGCAGUGACAUGGCUGUGCCCCAGGCUUCUCCACCGGGGCCCCUCCAUGAGCCUGCCAUGGAUCUCCAGCCUUGCCCUCGAAGCUUGGCUGAGAGCUUCCUGGAGGAGGAGCUGCGGCUCAAUGCUGAGCUGAGCCAGCUACAGUUCUCGGAGCCUGUGGGCAUCAUCUACAAUCCUGUGGAGUACGCGUGGGAACCACACCGCAGCUAUGUGACCCGCUACUGCCAGGGCCCCAAGGAAGUGCUGUUCCUGGGCAUGAACCCCGGACCCUUUGGCAUGGCCCAGACUGGGGUGCCCUUUGGGGAAGUGAGUAUAGUCCGGGACUGGUUGGGCAUUGGGGGACCUGUGUUGACCCCACCCCAAGAGCACCCGAAGCGACCAGUGCUGGGACUGGAGUGCCCUCAGUCAGAGGUGAGCGGUGCCCGGUUCUGGGGCUUUUUCCGGAACCUCUGUGGACAGCCCGAGGUCUUCUUCCGUCGCUGUUUCGUCCACAAUCUGUGUCCUUUGCUCUUCUUGACUCCCAGUGGGCGCAACCUCACGCCUGCUGAGCUACCUGCCAGGCAGCGAGAACAGCUUCUUGGGGCCUGUGAUGCGGUCCUCUGCCGACAGGUGCAGCUUCUGGGGGUGCGGCUGGUAGUGGGCGUGGGGCGGCUGGCGGAGCAGCGGGCGCGGCGGGCUCUGGCAGGCCUGAUGCCUGAAGUGCAGGUGGAGGGGCUCCUGCACCCCUCACCUCGGAGCCCUCAGGCCAACAGGGGAUGGGAGGCAGCAGCCACGGAGAGGCUGAAUGAGCUGGGGCUGCUGCCGCUGCUAACAAAGUGAGGGCCCCUAUGGCCCAGCACAGGAGGUUUUCUAGGCCCCCAGGUCAUCCUGGGGGGAGCAGAGGACUGUGUAUGCCUGGACUGGAGCCACAGGCUCCUUCUGGGCUCCCCGGUUGCUGGGACCUGCCGUGGCAGUUUUGACACUACUCCCUGCAUCCUUCACCUUCUUUGAGCGUUGCCCCUGCAGUAACCGGCUGCACGGAGCCUUGGUGUCCGAGGACUGUUCUACCUCACCGUGUCCUGAGGAGCCUCCGGUCAGCUGUGAGUGGUCUGAGCAGUGACUUCUGAGGCUUUUUUUGAGAGAAGAGCCUGCCAGGAUCCUCACCUGUCCUCUUAGAACAACUGCCUUCAAGCUGAGCCAUUUCCUCACAAGGACCAGGACAAAUGGAGGGCUGUGGGUGUUACGAGUGAACUUCUUCCGGGAGAUGGAAGCUGGAUCAGAGAAAGGAUUCAGCAUGGCCGAAUAGGGAAGACCAGAAGACUGGCUUUCUUCAUCUUGGCUUUGAGACUUCAUGACUUUGGACCAAUUUGAUUAACCUCUCCAAGCCUCGGGAUCCUCGUCUGUAAAAUGGGGCUCCCUGCCACAUGGGGUGGGGGUGGGGGUUAAGUGAGAUAACACUUGAAAGUGCCUUGCGUCAUGCCUGGCAGGUGGGGGCUCCUGCUUCUUGCUUUUUUGCCUCUUGAUUGGGGUGUCACUGUACCACACUACAGGGGGAGCUCCCCCACUCCGAAGACCUUGCUGGGUGAGGGGUGGAUCCUUGUCCUGCUACAGGUGGACCAAUAACUUUAUGAAAAACCCAGCCUGUGAUUUUUCAGUCUGAGCAUUAAAAACUCUCAAACUGGGGCGCCUAGGUGGCUCAGCUAGUUAGGCGGC
Neogale vison (American mink) is the source of this 2167-nucleotide messenger RNA. RefSeq names its product single-strand-selective monofunctional uracil-DNA glycosylase 1 (gene SMUG1). The coding region runs from base 485 to 1294 and encodes 269 amino acids. Gene Ontology annotation, biological process: base-excision repair. The record is from RefSeq and is a predicted model, not a curated record. Gene Ontology annotation, molecular function: oxidized pyrimidine nucleobase lesion DNA N-glycosylase activity; single-strand selective uracil DNA N-glycosylase activity. The transcript has 3 exons. Lineage: Eukaryota; Metazoa; Chordata; Mammalia; Carnivora; Mustelidae.